AUGAUUUUCGGAACAGCCAGAACAUCGUUCUGUUUAAGGGACACGCCAACCUUUAUGCCGUUGGUGAAUUCGUCAUCUGCGGACUGUUCACAAAUCCAUCAAAUGUGGAAUGCUACGGCUACGAUGCUCACCGAAAACACCUCGAUAUUCUCCUCUCUGGAAUCAUCACCAAAUAAACAAUUCGCCACUAUGCCUACGAAUUCAGCAUCGAAUCGAAAUUCCAUUCUUCCUCCACUUCCACCUCGAGCAGCAGACUAUGUGAAUAUUAUCAGUCCAGCGAAAUCAGUUGAUAAUAUCCUUCUGAGAAGCCCACCGCCUCCUUCGUUCACCUCAUCAGCACCCCGUACGACACAAACGCUCGGUAGACCGGUACCAAGACCGAAAAUACUCAUCACUCGUCGACCGAGUCAAUGCCCAUUACUGCUACAGUCACCAGUACGUCCACCUCCGCUGGUACCGCAAUCCGAGUCACUCUCAAACAUAAAUUAUCAAAUGCCUUAUCGUGACCGUCAUCAAAAUGAAAAUGAAUUGCCGCAACUGCAUGAACUAAAUGGUUACACCCUGUCAAAUAAACUGAAUCAAUCGCCUCAUCGACUCAUAUUCUCAACUGAAGUGAGUUUAUCCUUACAGUUUUGGUGGAUUUACGCUGGCCUCCAUCGAUAA
Molecule: messenger RNA, 663 nt
Organism: Anisakis simplex (herring worm)
Lineage: Eukaryota; Metazoa; Nematoda; Chromadorea; Rhabditida; Anisakidae
Source: the annotation of a GenBank genome assembly